CUCAGAAGCUCCUCCCCGCCGCCUGCGGGGCCGGAAGCCGCUGCCGUGUGCCCUGUGAACCGGGAAGGGCUCGGUUUGAAUGAGAUCCGGCUGAUUCACCGCGGCCCAGGCGGCUCCGGCCCAGGCAGGAAGAAACAAUCAAAAUACCUUUUGCCAACUUUGGAAGGAAAAGAGGAAAGAAACCUACUGGUCUCAUCUUUACAGUCAAAAAGUGGGAGCUGCUGCCGAGUUUGUUCUCUGAGCACCAGAAAUAUGGAUAGACUUCUGCGACUGGGAGGAGGUAUGCCUGGGCUGGGACAGGGGCCACCCACAGAUGCUCCUGCAGUCGAUACAGCGGAACAGGUUUAUAUCUCUUCCCUUGCACUGCUGAAAAUGUUGAAACAUGGUCGUGCUGGUGUCCCUAUGGAAGUUAUGGGUCUGAUGCUUGGGGAAUUCGUUGAUGAUUAUACUGUGAGAGUGAUUGAUGUUUUUGCAAUGCCACAGUCUGGAACGGGUGUCAGUGUGGAGGCAGUUGAUCCUGUAUUUCAAGCAAAAAUGUUGGAUAUGCUGAAACAGACGGGAAGACCUGAGAUGGUAGUUGGUUGGUAUCAUAGUCAUCCUGGCUUUGGCUGUUGGUUGUCUGGUGUAGAUAUCAAUACUCAGCAGAGCUUUGAAGCCUUAUCAGAAAGAGCUGUUGCUGUGGUGGUGGAUCCCAUUCAGAGUGUAAAAGGAAAGGUUGUUAUUGAUGCCUUCAGAUUGAUCAAUGCUAAUAUGAUGGUCUUGGGACAUGAACCAAGACAAACAACUUCAAAUCUGGGUCACUUAAACAAGCCAUCUAUCCAGGCACUAAUCCAUGGACUAAACAGACAUUACUAUUCCAUCACCAUCAACUACAGGAAGAAUGAACUAGAACAGAAGAUGCUGCUAAAUUUGCAUAAGAAGAGUUGGAUGGAAGGUUUGACACUUCAGGACUACAGUGAACAUUGCAAACUCAAUGAAACAGUAGUAAAGGAGAUGUUAGAAUUAGCUAAGAAUUAUAACAAGGCUGUUGAAGAAGAAGAUAAGAUGACACCUGAACAGCUGGCAAUAAAAAAUGUUGGCAAGCAGGACCCUAAACGUCAUUUAGAAGAGCAUGUGGAUGUGCUGAUGACCUCAAACAUUGUCCAGUGUUUAGCUGCUAUGUUGGAUACAGUUGUAUUUAAAUAACUGAUUUACUGUUUGUGAUACUUUGUGUAUAUUUGUUUAUUGUUACUAAUACUCACAAAACAGAGACUGUUGAGGCUCUAUUUGAUUAAACGGAGACAUCUGACUUCAUUUGCAAUGUAAGUGCAGCACUAUAACACCUCUCAGUCUCUAAUUGUGCAUUUGCUUCAGUUUCUUUAUGUCAGGGCCCUCACAGAUUCCAAAACAUUCAAGAACACAAGUGGGAAAAAAUGUAGUACUUUCUCAUUUAAUAUUUGGGGGGAGGGGGGGGAAAUCAGUAGUACAUAUAUAUUUUGAUUGUUGCAACAUAAUAAAAAUACAUUUAAAAAUCUG
This is a messenger RNA of Hirundo rustica (Barn swallow), 1515 nucleotides long. RefSeq names its product proteasome 26S subunit, non-ATPase 14 (gene PSMD14). The record is from RefSeq and is a predicted model, not a curated record. NCBI's taxonomy places the organism in Eukaryota, Metazoa, Chordata, Aves, Passeriformes, Hirundinidae. Gene Ontology annotation, molecular function: protein binding; proteasome binding; metallopeptidase activity. Bases 253 to 1185 code for a protein of 310 amino acids. Gene Ontology annotation, cellular component: proteasome regulatory particle, lid subcomplex. Gene Ontology annotation, biological process: proteasome-mediated ubiquitin-dependent protein catabolic process; protein deubiquitination. The transcript is spliced from 13 exons.